ACGGUGCGAGGUGUUUAUACCUAUCUUUUCCCCCCCUCUUUCUUCUGCCUUGACCAGCUCUCUUAUUUACUGAGCUUGCCGAGGGUGACGCUUGUCCUUCCUGUGUAUUAUGAUGUGGAGCCUUCUCAUGUUCGCUGGCAAAAGGGGCCUUUCGAUGGAGCUUUUGUGGAUCACAAAAGUAAGAAUGGGAUUGAUGAGGCGACGAUUCAGAAGUGGAAAAAUGCCUUGAAAGAAGUUGCCGAUCUUUCUGGUUGGGAAAUGAAGAAUUACAGGACUGAAGCAAAUUUAGUAGAGGAACUUGUUAAGCAUGUUUCUGCGAAGUUGGAGUGCAAAACACCAUUUCAUGUUGCUUCUCAUCCUGUUGGGCUCGACUCUGGCAUUGUUGACAUGAUGGAACUCUUAGAUAUUGAUACUAAUGAUGCUCGGAUAGUUGGGAUCCAUGGAAUGGGUGGCAUUGGUAAGACCACUCUUGCCAAGGCAGUGUUUAACAAAAUACGUUCUAGCUUCCAAGGCACUUGUUUUCUCUCAGAUGUUAGAGAAUCUUCAAAAACAAAUGGCGGAGUUGUCACCUUACAGAAACAGCUUCUGAAGGAACUGUUUAACGAAGGAGAUCCAAGUAUAUAUAAUGUUGAUGGAGGUAUCUGUGUUAUUAAGAACAAGAUUGGGUCUAAGAAAGUUCUUGUUGUAAUUGAUGAUGUCGAUAGCGAGAAGCAGCUCGAAAAAUUGGCUAUUAACCGUGAUUGGUAUUAUCAAGGGAGUAGGAUCAUCAUCACUAAAAGGGAUGAGCAUGUCUUGAAUGUGAACAACAGAGUUGAUAAGUGUCAUAUCUACAAGCUCAAGGAAUUGGAUGGCAUAGAAUCUCUUCAACUCUUUAGUUAUUGUGCAUUUGGGAGGAAUGAACCCGUCCAAGAAUAUGCCAAACUCUCAUAUGAUGUGGUAUCCACUGCUAGUGGCCUUCCCCUGGCUCUUGAAGUGUUGGGAAGUUACUUUUGGGAUAAGACACCUGAAGAAUGGUAAGAGGCAGUAAAACAUUUGAAUACAAUAUCUGAAAAAGAUAUCAUACCAAAGCUGAGAAUAAGCUUGGAUGAUUUGAAUGAAGAAACGAAACAAAUAUUUCUUGACAUUGCAUGCUUAUUCAUUGGAUACGGUAGAAAUUAUGCAUUUGAUAUAUGGAAGGGUUGUGGUUUCCUUGCUUUAAAUUCCAUAAGAAACUUAUUGCAACGGUCACUUAUAAAGAUUGAUGAAAAAUGGGAUGUUGUAGAGAUGCAUGACCAAAUUCGUGAUAUGGGGAGACGGAUAGUUGAACUAGAAAACUUGGGUGAUCCAGGAAGGCGUAGUUGGUUGUGGUCUGAAGAAGAUGUUAUUGAUGUGUUGAGGUAUCACAAGGGUACUCGAAAGGUUCGAGGCCUAGUCCUUAAGGGGAACAAUCAGGGCCAUAGUUGGGAAACUGAAGCAUUUAAAUCAAUGACCAAUCUGAAGCUACUCAGCAUUACUGGUGAUGCAUCUGUGAAUGGGAGCCUCAAAUGUCUUUCAUCAGAAUUAGUGUGGCUACAAUGGCAUGGAUAUCCUUUGCAUUACCUCCCAGAUGGCUUGAGCUAUGAAAAGCUUGUUGUCCUUGACUUGUCAGAGUGCAGCGCUGUUAUUGACUUGUCAAACUACAUGAACCAGGUUUUCCCAAAGUUGAAGAGUCUUCAUCUCAACGAUUGCAAAAACUUGGAGAGAAUUCCUAACUGUCAGUUAUACCCAAACUUGGAGAAGUUGGUUCUCACACAGUGUGAAAAAUUGGUGGAGAUUCCUAAAUCUAUAGGCCUUCUACAGAAUUUAGUUUAUUUGAAUCUUUCUUUCUGCUCCAACCUCAAGGAACUGCCAGAUUCAUUGGGCUUACUAGCAAACCUAAAGGAGUUGAAUGUGUCUUGGUGCGAGACACUCAGUAGAUUCCCAGCAUCAAUGGGAAGGAUGAGGUUACUAUGUUAUCUAUAUAUGGAAGGACUUGCUAUGGCCACAUUACCUGAUGAUUUUGGGCAGCUUUCUAAUCUGCAAGAGUUGAUCAUUCGGGGAUGCAAAGACUUGAAAGACCUCCCAGAAAGUUUUGGAAGUCUCACAAGUUUAAGGACUCUCAACAUACAGUGGAAUAGCAGUUUGACAAGGCUUCCAUCUACUUUCUCAGGUCUUAGCUCCUUGGAAGAAUUGGAUGCAAGUGAAGGUAACCUGCAAGGGAUGAUUCCUGAUGACUUUGAAAAGUUGUCAUCAUUGAAAAUGUUGAAUCUCAGCUGGAAUGAUAUCCAAUACCUACCCAGUAGCAUGAGGGGCCUCUCUCAACUAGAAACGCUGGAUAUAGAACAUUGCGAGCAGCUAGUAGCUAUCCCUGAGCUCCCCAACAGUUUGAGAGUUCUGCGUCCUUCCAAGUGCAAAAGUUUACAAACCAUGCCCAAGCUAUCUCACCUUUCUCAACUAGAAACGCUGGAUGUAGAAUAUUGUGAGCAUCUGGUAGCUAUUCCUGAACUCCCCACCUGUUUGAAAGUUCUACAUGCUUUCGAGUGCGAAAGUUUGCAAACCAUGCCCAAGCUAUCUCACCUUUCUCAACUAGAAAAGCUGGAUGUAGAUUGUUGUGAGCAGCUAGUAGUUAUCCCUGAGCUUCCCACCAGUUUGGAAGCUCUACGUGCUUCCGGGUGCGAAAAUAUGCAAACAAUUCCCAAGCUAUCUCACCUUUCGCAACUAGAAACACUGGAUGUUAAAUAUUGUGAGCAGCUCGUAGCUAUACCUGAGCUUCCCACCAGUUUGGUAAUUCUACGUGCUUCCGGGUGCAAAAGUUUGCAAACAAUUCCUAAGCUAUCUCACCUUUCUAAACUAGAAAUUCUUAAUAUAGGGAAUUGUGAGCAGCUGGUGGCUGUACCCGAGCUUCCCGCUAGUUUGAAAUAUCUGGAUUUUUAUGGAUGCAGAAGUGUGCCAACCAUACCCAAGCUAUCUCACCUUUCUAAACUAGAUCACCUAGAUGUCUCAAACUGUGAGAAGCUAUUCGCUAUCGAGGAUCUUCCUACCACUUUGAAAAGUUUGAAGGCUUCCAACUGCAUAUCUUUGCAAAUUAUACCCAACCUCUCUCAGCUUUCUAAACUAGAAUACUUGGAUUUAACGAACUGUAAGUGGUUAAUUAAGAUACAUGGUAUCAGUGGGUUGAAAUAUUUGAGAAGAUUGUGCUUGCGUGGGUGUAACCCUCACUCUUGGAAGGGUGAAAAUCUAGCAGAUGAAAUGUUUCCAAGUUUACAGCACUCAAGUGUUCCUGGGAGCAAGGUUCCAAAUUGGUUCAUGUAUAAAUGCAUGCCAAGAUAUACAAGGAUCGAGGAAAUUAAGAAUCUAGAGGGGUGCAUUCGUCAACAAGUGAUGUGCACAUUGCCGAGGUCCUCAGAUGUAGGCCUUCGUAUCAAAGAAAUGAUGGUGUGCUUUGUUGUUUAUGUCCAUCACUUUAGUUGUCGUGGGUCGGACCAAUUUGUCAACUUAUUGAGCAAGAGGAAAGGUGCUAUAGUGGGUGGAACUCGAUUACGAAUUUAUCAACGCACCCACCAGAAUCAAAUUCUUUUUUACCGUGGUGGAGAUGACCUGAAUUAUGAGUUUAGGUUGCACUGGUUGGAAGAUGCGGAUCAAAUUGAAGUCGUGGUGCUAUCAAGACAAUGCGAGGAUCAACUUGAAGUCGAGAAUGAACGGCUUGAAGAACUGACACAAUGUGAGGAUCAACUUGAAGACAUAGAUGAAUCGACAGAAUACGAGGAUCAAGUUGAAGACCUAGAUGAAUUGAGGCCAUCGCCCUGCAUCCAUUUGAAGAAAGUAGGGAUCCAUUUUGUAUACAAUCAGUAGAUACUGAGGAUUUUAUAUGCGAAUCAAAAGAUACCGACGAUUUUAUAAACAAAUCAGAAGUUUCCAAGGAUCCUAUGGAUGAAAAACUGGCUUUCUUCAAUUCAUUGUAUGAUCAAUGACAAUUUGGAGCCUCGCUAUCUCUUAAGGCAUCUCCUUCUUGUGGAUCGUUUCCUCCUUUGAUCGACAAGCUCUUUGUAUUCUUCACUAUCUUUUUUACAUUUAUGAUAUGAGGUUCCCACUCAUGUUGAAUCCAAAGAAUUGAUUGAUAAUGGGCUUCUUGCUCUCUCAUAGAAUUGAUGGUGAGAUUAAUGGUGGAGACCUGUUUGGUUUAUGGAUUGUGGUAAGAAUCACUUGUAUCUAAGUUUUGAGUUUGUUAGGGAGAAGAGUGGUUUGCCAGUUAUUCAGAGAUUGUAACGAAGGUUCCAAACGUCAUGUAGUAAAUCUAAAUCCGAAGGUCGAUGAGAGAGCCGUCUUCAUUUAUAAGACGUUGAGACACUGACUCGGCCCAGUUACUCGGCCUACGGCAAGUACUGCUACGUACAUAUUUUUUAUAUAUAUUAUAUAUCCCCAGCUAUAAUCCAAUGGGUCCACUUGACUUGUUGGCCAUUUUAUA
Molecule: messenger RNA, 4462 nt
Organism: Amborella trichopoda
Lineage: Eukaryota; Viridiplantae; Streptophyta; Magnoliopsida; Amborellales; Amborellaceae
Source: RefSeq, a predicted model, not a curated record